CUCUGCUUGUGCUCUCAUAAUUGUCAUGACCUGGGUACUCGGCUGGCCUCUCUAUGAUGACGAUGCGAUCGAAAUCGCGAAACAGCGUCAUCUCGUGAAAGUCCCGAAUGCCGGUGACUAUCAGUACAUUCAAGCAGCCCGGCUAUGGGUCGCAGAUCAAGUCGGCAUGAUCCCUAUACUUACCUGCUGGGUCAACAGCCUCCCUGAGCUCGUCUACGCUGCAUAUGUCGACUACGGGGACAAUCGUUAUCCUCCGACCAAACUCGUCAGCAAGGAGAUCAUGACUCGCGAGCAGCAUCGCCGCCUCGGGCGAGCUAUGCCACUCAGGGAUCUUGGCUGGUACCAGUACGAAGACCCGUCCGGUGUCCUAUAUGAGAAGACGCGUCACGAGAGUGACGAGGACAGUGACGAGGACAAUGACGAGGGCAGUGACGAGGGCAGCGAUGACGACAGCGACGGAGAUGCGUCGAUGAACAAUACCGGCGAUGAGGAAGAUUGCGGAGAAGACAGUGUCGAGAGUGACUAUGAGACGGUAACCGAUGGCGCGGGCUCGAAGUUGGACUUGCUGCCAGAGGAGUCCGGAACCUGUGAGGCAGCGAAGUCGCUGCCCAACGACUUCAAUGCAUGUUGCACCAUUGUUGGGCCGCAGCCUUGAUACAGGCUGUUCAACACGCCUUCUCUUAUCGUCUUACAGUGAAAACAUUGUGUGACGUCUGGAUAGUAGCCCUCUAUUCUCCCUCCCAUUUUGAGAUGUACUAUGCAUGUACGUCUCUCCUUAUUCUGUCAACACACUGAGUGCACUGAGCACGUAUUGCGAAUGCACAUGAGUUAGCAGUGUAUCUUCAUAAUUGAUUCCUUGUGUCCGAACAAAUACUUACUGGGACUCAUGUAUAUGUGUGUAUUCCUGCGUGUCCUUUCGGUAUUGCGUCGUCUCGAUAUGUAUCCACCAAACUGUCUUCACAUCCAGAGCUCCCCCUCAGUGCAAUUGGAACAUCCAACUGCCAUAGAAUGUAUGUUCGUCUCCUACUGUGACAAUAAUCCAAGUUCGGUCUAC
This is a messenger RNA of Fomitopsis serialis, 1054 nucleotides long. RefSeq lists its product as uncharacterized. NCBI's taxonomy places the organism in Eukaryota, Fungi, Basidiomycota, Agaricomycetes, Polyporales, Fomitopsidaceae. The record is from RefSeq and is a predicted model, not a curated record. Bases 26 to 655 code for a protein of 209 amino acids. The transcript is spliced from 3 exons.